Rasamsonia emersonii CBS 393.64 is the source of this 3411-nucleotide messenger RNA. RefSeq lists its product as uncharacterized. The transcript is spliced from 4 exons. Lineage: Eukaryota; Fungi; Ascomycota; Eurotiomycetes; Eurotiales; Trichocomaceae. The coding region runs from base 1 to 3411 and encodes 1136 amino acids. The record is from RefSeq and is a predicted model, not a curated record.
AUGGCUCCCUGGUCGGUCUUCCUUCUGCUGCUCCCUUCGCUCCUUCCGCAAUCCCAAGCAUCUCCAGCGCGCUUUCCGCAACGGGAUGUCAGCAGCGCUUCAACAGCUUCCGGCUCUGACUCUUUCUCUUCGCCAUGGCAAUGGGCUGCGAUUCCCUCCAGCGCGCCAUACCUGACCCCGGGCAACUCGUCAUCAACCUCGCCGCCAUACCAACCUAGCAGCUCCAGGGCCAGCAGUGUUCCUGCGCCGUCCAGUCAGUCAACGUCGAGACGACCUCGCGUCUCCAUCAGCAGCUCCUCUGCGUCUCGAGCAAGGUCUUCUGGCCCCAGCUCUUCAAGCUCGAUCCCCGCCAAAGCUGGAGCAAGCUCUUCCAGUUCAAUCCCUCGAACUAGCGCCAGCUCCAUCACUGGAAAUGGUGCCAGUUCUUCAAGCUCUACCCCUCGUGGAACUAGGAGAAGCUCUUCUAGUUCCAUACCUCUUACACCUAGCACCGGCUCUAGCUCCAUUCCUGUGAAAACUGGAGAGAGCUCUUCCAGCUCAAUCCCUGGAAGUGGUGCCAAGAGUUCUUCCAGUUCAAUCCCUCGACCUAGUGCCAGCGCUUCGAGCUCUAUUCCUCAUGGAACUGGUACAAGCUUUUCCAGUUCUACCUCGGUGGGAGUUGGUGUCAGCGCCUCAAGCUCUGUCUCUUAUCCAACUGGCAUAAGCACUUUCAGUUCAACCCCUCUCAGAACUAGUGCCAGCUCAAGUUCUGCCUCUUUGGGAGCUGUCAGCUCUACCACUGGAGGAAGUUUUUCGAGUCCUGCGUCUGCUGCUCCUUACAGCGGCACAUGGAGUGCCACGCCCACGUUACCUACGGAAGCCUUUCCUUCCUAUGAAGCCCCGACAACGACCAUCACCGGUGCAGCAGCCACUUCGCAAGCGGCAAACCUGUCGGGAUUAUUCUUCGCCCUCUACGCGAACAGGCAAUACAUCACUGAUCCCGAGCGGAAAGCCGAGUAUGUCAACGACGUCAAGAAAACCCAAGAUGAAACCUUGGCCCUCUUCCAUUCGUUAUCUGUCCAGCCUCCAGCGGAUCCCGCGUGCUCUCACACGAAGAUCAAGAGGAGUUUGAUCUCCGGGCUGACCGAUCUGAUCGGGGAUGUCUCCAAACUCAUCAGUUGCGCGACCGAGGUGGUCGGCAAUCUGGUCAAUGCCGUUGAAGCGUCUGAGCCAUCCCUCCCGGAGAUUGAGCUUCUCACAGAUACGCUCAAUGAUAUCGGUCAAGACCUGCAGAAUGCGGAAAAGAACCCGACCAAUUCCCCGUCCCAGUCCGAAGCGUCUUCAACACGAGCGUCGUCAUCAUGUACGGCGAGCACAGCAGUUCCACGAUGCACCGAAACUAUCUCUCUUUCUACGUCGUUCUUCUCCGGAGCCACCGUGAGCUCGACAGUGGAGACGAUCACGACAACCGCGUGUACGACCAUCACCGCGUGCGAUGCUUCAGCGACUACGACAACCACCACGGUCUCGACCAGCACAUCUUCCGGCGGGAUUGUCUGCGCGACCGAUUGUGCGGCGUGCUCGAGCCCCAUCCCCACGACCAAAGCCAGGCGUGGCCAGCCACUGGAGGAGCGGACUUUGCCUGACCCCGACUGGUUUGAUAGUAAGGAUCAGUAUGUCAUGGACCAAAUCGAAUCCUUUGAUGGGGUGAAGAUAGAGCUUGAGCACCGGCACUCAGGGAAACUUUCAAGCGCUGUAACCAGCAGCUGGCUUACGACUCCCGAGAAGCUUUAUGUUACCGGACUGUUUGGCUGUACCUCAGUGGUCAUCAUCUCGGAAGCGGGAGUAUGGUUCAGCCAUUUUUGGGAAAGCCCAUCAUUCGAAGGUGAUGACGCGCAGUUCGAGUCACAGGUCAUCGAUGCAAUCAAGUCUGGUGAUGGACCCAAGAUGCCCAGCCCGUUCCCACUGGCCGCGGACGGACAAAUAUUGAACCCUGCAAAUAAUGUUGAGAUAUAUAUCUCGACGCCAAAGGAUCCGAACACUGGACAGUUUCUUUACAGUGACCGAGUCGCGUUGAUCGAGUCAACUCUGACUGGGGACGGUGCUCCUUGGAAAGGAGUUCCGGUCACUAUUCGGGGUUAUUUGAAGCCAAUAGACGAGAGACAAGAGCAGGCCUUCAUGUUGAGGGCUAACAGCAAGGUUCUUAUUGAAUAUGAUAAUAACCAGGAGCCUGAAGAGGGCGAGGAACCGAACCCGGUGCAGCAAGCCAUUUAUCGAGUCUGGUUGGAACAACAGAUGUACCAGCAUGAAUGGGACGCGAAAGAUUCGCAGAAAGGUGCUUCCUGCGCAAACACUGGGAACCAGAAACGCCAGGCCGGAGGCUCUUGCAGCCAACCUGCGGUGAGCACUGGAACGAGCGUGGCUGUACCAGGAGCUUCCACCGGAAGCACUCGUUCUCCUUCUGGCUCAAGGGGAGCCAGCGUUCCAGGAUCGAGCUCGGCACUUUCCGGCAGCUCCUCUACAGGACAUGCUACUACCACAAUCACGCCUCAACCAACCUCGAGCGGAGCCAGUAUUCCAGGAUCAAGCUCAGCACCUUCCAGCAGCUCCUCUGUAAGACAUACCAUCACCACAACAUCUCGAGCAACCCCAACAAAGACCUCUUCUACCCCCGUCACCGUCACCCCUUUCACAACAACCCAGUCCAACGGUGAGGUCGUCUCCUGCGCUUCCUACACCUACUACAACAACCACGUCCAAUGCGCGGGUCUCCGCCCUCGGGCCAUCGAGUCCGCCGCUUCCGCCGCCUCCGCCUCCUCCGCCUCCGCCGCAUCCGCUGCCUCUGCCGCCGCAGAAGCCUCCGCCGUCUGGGCCAUCGAGGCCGCCGUCCCCUCUGCAAGCUGCCAGAUACUUGAAGACGACGGCUUCGGGGACUCGGUCUUUGAAGUCUACGGCAUCAACGGCUGGGCUGGCAACGGCGUAGAGCUGUUCGUGCAAGAAAAGGGAUGCGGCCUCAUCUCCGGGUACGAGUUCCACACCGACGGCGAGGCCGAGUUCAAGGGGGUGAUGCGCAACACGCAGUACGCGUUCUUUGGCCUGAGCUUCUUCAAGGGCGGAUGCGUGGAGCGCGCAGUGCACUCGGCAGGGGGGCCGGAGCCCGGUAAUGGGCCGUUCCAGAUCGCGUGCCAGCAUGGCCCGCCCGAAGGCCUGAAUGAGACGCAGCGAAAUGCCGUGACGAGGGUGCGGGGCGCGCAGGUGAAACUCGUCGAGGCGGUUGCGAAUGGAACGCUGCCCGCUGAUCAGGAGUCUGUGCGAACUAAUGGCGAGAAUGCAAGCCAGCCGGAUCCAGAGCUCGUGGCGAGCGCGAGGGCGGCGCUGCCUCAUCUGCUCCAGCAGGCGAGCUCAACACCGACUCCGUCUCCGUCAUCGUGA